AUGUACUCCAUAACAACUAUCGCGCCCAUACGGGCCACGGCCUUGCCCAAGGGCACUGGUCUUCGCAUGCUCGUUGCGAGCUACUCCAGCAUAACAUCACCAGCAAUAACAACACUCCGCCAAAGCCCAUUAAUCAACAACAAAAACAAUCAUGCCGUUUCAAAGCGCUCGAUAUCCUCCGCCAAGCCCAAAUCCGCCAUCAAGGAAUUCUUUCCCAAAGUGGAAACAAAACAGAUUGUCGAGGUUGAAUCGGGGUGGCGGCAUCCUGUAUACACCGAAGCACAAAUGAAAAGCAUCCAAAUCCAGCACCGCGAAGUCCGCAACUGGUCCGACUGGGUUGCUCUAGCCAUGGCGCGCGUGCUGCGCUGGGGCAUGGACACGGCCACAGGAUACAAGCACCCGGCCGACGGCGAGAAAUUUGGCAUGACAGAGAAGAACUGGAUGAACCGGAUUCUAUUUCUAGAAAGUGUUGCCGGCGUUCCGGGGAUGGUUGCGGGAAUGUUGCGGCAUCUACGCAGUUUGAGGACGAUGAAGCGGGAUAACGGAUGGAUUGAAACCCUCCUCGAAGAGGCACACAACGAGCGCAUGCACCUGCUCACAUUCAUGAAAAUCGCACAACCGGGCCUGUUCAUGCGCCUUAUGGUUCUCGGCGCCCAGGGCGUGUAUUUCAACGGCCUCUUCUUCUCAUACCUCGUCUCGCCACGCACCUGCCACCGCUUCGUGGGAUAUCUCGAAGAAGAAGCGGUAAUCACAUACACACGCAUCAUCGAAGAAAUCGAGGCUGGGAACCUGCCAGAAUGGGCGCGCAUGGAGGCACCCGAGAUCGCCAUCAAGUACUGGGAUAUGCCCGAGGGCCACCGCACGAUGCACGACUUGAUGCUAUAUGUGCGCGCGGACGAGGCUAAGCAUCGCGAGGUUAAUCACACGCUGGGAAAUUUGAAUCAAAAGGCGGAUCCGAAUCCGUACACCGCGGUGUUUAGAGAUAACAGCAAACCGCGGCCGAGCAAGGGGGUGGAUUUGACAAAGCCUACGGGAUGGGAGCGAGAUGAGGUUAUUUGA
Messenger RNA from Talaromyces rugulosus, 1059 nucleotides. RefSeq lists its product as uncharacterized. The record is from RefSeq and is a predicted model, not a curated record. The coding region runs from base 1 to 1059 and encodes 352 amino acids. Gene Ontology annotation, molecular function: alternative oxidase activity. Gene Ontology annotation, cellular component: mitochondrion. Gene Ontology annotation, biological process: alternative respiration. The transcript has 3 exons. Lineage: Eukaryota; Fungi; Ascomycota; Eurotiomycetes; Eurotiales; Trichocomaceae.